Molecule: messenger RNA, 1785 nt
Organism: Bombus terrestris (buff-tailed bumblebee)
Lineage: Eukaryota; Metazoa; Arthropoda; Insecta; Hymenoptera; Apidae
Product: tubulin delta chain
Exons: 1
Coding region: 303-1643 (446 amino acids)
Biological process (GO): microtubule cytoskeleton organization; mitotic cell cycle
Cellular component (GO): microtubule; cytoplasm
Molecular function (GO): GTP binding; structural constituent of cytoskeleton
Source: RefSeq, a predicted model, not a curated record
UGUCAAUGAACCUUCAAAAUAACUUAUGUAACCAUUCGAAAUGAAUCUUUUUCUUAACAAGUACAUAUUUUCUUGAUAAAAAAAUGUUAUACUUUGUAUAAAUAUUAAUACCUAAUUUACUUUUCUUUAUGACUGUUUGUAUCUUAUAUCUUUAAAUACAAAUCAUUUCAAUCAAGUCACAUUUAUAUCUAUUUUCGUGUAUUAGAUACGCUUUAGUCGAAUGUAACAAGCAAGAUGUAUUUUCCUGUUUUGAUAAUAUAAUGAACUACUUUUGUAACUUGUGUAAAUGAUAUAUUUUAAUAAUGUUUACCAUACAAUUUGGGCAAUGUGGAAAUCAACUAGGACAUAAAUUAUUCUCAGAAGUAUCAUCUGAUUUGGAAUGUGCAAAUACAGGUGUAUCAUAUAAGGCUAAUUAUCAAUAUUCAGAAGACACAUUUAAUAAAUGGUUUAAUGGUAUAUCUAAAAGUAAUGAACGUUUGGCAAGAGCAGUUCUUGUUGAUACUGAGCAAAAGGUAAUAAGUAAGAUUUACAACGAUAAAAGUAAUUCAUGGACAUAUCCAACAAAGAAUGUAAUUUGUCAAGCUGGAGGAGGUUGUGCAAAUAAUUGGGCGUUUGGUUAUAUGAUAAAAGGAUAUGAAUUAAGCAAUGUGAUAUUAAAUUGUGUCAGACAAGAAAUUGAAAAGUUAGAUCAUUUUGAUGGAUUUCUUUUGUUAUUAAGUUCUGCAGGUGGAACAGGAUCUGGUAUUGGAAGUUAUAUUACAAAACUAUUGCGUAAAGAAUAUGGUAAAAAAUCUAUUGUUAACACAACAAUAUUACCAUUUUCAUUUGGAGAAGUAUGUACACAAAACUAUAAUACAUUAUUAACUUUAGCAAAACUUUACAGUGAAAGUGAUAUCAAUAUUUUAAUUGAGAAUGAACAGAUAUAUAAUAUAUGUACCAAUUUAUUGAAGAAAUCACCUACAAAUUUACAAGAUAUGAAUAAGGUUAUUUCAGAAAAGCUACUAGCUGUAUUUCAACCAGUAGAUUGUAUAAACCAUAACAUAAAUUCAUUAUUAUCACAGAUAGCAUGUCACCCUUCAUAUAAAAUAGCAACAAUCAAGAGUAGCCCACAUAUACCUGCAACAUUCGCAAACUAUGAACCUGUGUAUAAUUGGAAUUCAUAUAUACAUCAUUUAAAGCAAACGCUUAGAAUAUCAAACUUCAAUUCACAAUUAACUAAUGUUGAAUUAAAAAUACCAUCUAAUUCAUUGAGCAACACCAUACAUCACACAUAUGCUUGCUCAAUAUCAAACAUUUUGAUAACUCGUGGAAUAGCAUCAGAACAAGAUCCUAUAGUAACAGACAUAUUUAAAGAAAAACAUUUAUAUGCAGACUGGAAUACAAUCAAUUGGUUCACUCAUUUGCAUCAAAACCGAAAAUUCUUAAACCAUGAUAAAUUUCUUGCAUUGAUAACCAAUAAUUCCCAAAUUUCUUAUUCUUUGGAUGUACUUUUAAACAAAGCUUGGAAAUCUUAUGUUCAUUCUGCAUUUUUACAUCAAUAUAAACAAUUUGGUUUAGAAGAAGAUGAUUUUUUACAAGCAUUCGCAGUGCUUGAAAAUGUUGUAAAAGAUUAUAAAGAAUUGGUUCCUCAUGCAAAGCAAUAAUAAAUCAUAAUUAGUUUUCAUAAUUGAAAUGUAAUAAAUAAAAAGUUAAUUAUAAACUUUUUACAACAUUCUUUGUGUAUAUAAAUUUUUAUUUGUACCACAAAAACAAGCUAUUUUUUGUGACGAAUUCAAAUAUUGUAUA